AUGCAUAAUUAAAUAUUAUGUAGAGAAUAAUAUCAGAUCCUCUCAGCAAAAUGUGAGGUUAUGUUAGGAAAUACAUAGCCUUCACUAUUUCAUUCAAUGAAGAAACUCACCUAAAAAUAUAAGUUAGCCCCAUAGACUGUGAGCCCGAUAUCUUUCAUUAAUGUUUUGGAUGUAAUCUAUAUGAUGGCGACAGUUACUGUUAAAAAGGAGGAGGAGGAGGAUGAUAGCAGCCAGCAAUCAGCUGCAGUGGAAGAUGAUUGCAGCCAACAACAUUAUCUAAUCCCUGGCUACAACAUGAUCUUCAUCAAAGAGGAGGCAUAUGAUGAGCAAGAGGCUGGGGGGAGUUCAGUGAAGAGCGAACCAGAGAUGUGGUCUUUAAACUGCAGCACAUCUGGCCGAGACGAUGCAACAGAAGUGGGUGGACUGAAUGAGCAUUCAAUCUCUCCAGUGGAAAAGUGCACUGAGUCAUCUGUGGCUGACGAAAAGACCAAGCUCUACAGCUGUGCUCACUGUAGCUAUGAAACACCAAAGUUUUGUCAUUUGAAGAUACACAUUAGAAAACACACUGGGGAAAAACCUUUCAGCUGCCAGUUUUGUGACUACCAAAGUGCUAAGUCAGGUCAUUUGAAAGAACAUAUCAAAACACAUACUGGAGAGGAACCCUUCAGCUGCAAGUUUUGUGACUACAAAAGUGCUAAGUUAGGUCAUUUGAAAGCACAUAUCAGAACACAUACUGGAGAAAAACCUUUCAGCUGCGAGAUUUGUGACUUCAAAAGUUCUAUCUCAAGUGAAUUGAAAACACAUAUCAGAACUCAUACAGCAGAAAAACCUUUCAGCUGCGAGUUUUGUGAUUUCAAAAGUGCUCAUUUAAAUAGUUUGAAAGUACAUAUUAGAACACAUACUGGAGAAAAACCUUUCAGCUGCGAGUUUUGUGACUACAAAAGUGCUCAGCUAGGUCAUUUGAAAGCACAUAUCAAAACACAUACUGGAGAAAAACCUUUCAGUUGCGAGUUUUGUGACUUCAAAAGUUCUACCUCAAGUCAUUUGAAAAUACAUAUCAGAACACAUACAGAAGAAAAACCUUUUAGUUGCCAGUCUUGUGAAUUCAAAAGUGUUCAGUUAGGUAAUUUGCAAAGACAUAUCAGAACACAUACAGGAGAAACGACUUCCAGCUAAGUGAUUAUAUGAUUAAUUUGAUAACCAUGGCUUAUUAUCGAUUUAGCCAUGGGCUAUUAAAACACUUAAUUUACUUACAAAGCAUGUUACUUGUGUUGAGUUAUCUCUUGAACCGGUUGGAUGCUCUUACUAUCACUCAUGCAAUCAUGCCGACUCCGGUUUCUCAAAGUGUCGAGUUGUUCUAACCUAAACGUUUAUUUACUUCAUUUCUAGAAUGAGUUUGUAAGUCUAUUUUAAUCAACCAUGGAUAGUGAGUGUUUCAAAUGCAAAAUCCAUUUUACGAACAUCAAAGAAAUCAUUGAGUGCUCAGAGUGUAAGAACGUCUAUCAUCCAACUUGUUCAAAUUCUGUGCUACAAUCUACAGCCCUAGCAGUAGGAGUUCCAUUCAAGAGAGAGGAUAUCUCCAUCGCCCACAGGAUCGCUUUAGCUAAGAAAAAAACUAAACCAAUCAUCGUUCGUUUUGUUUCGCGGACUACAAAACUACUAUGGGGAGAUGCUGCAAAGAAAUAGAAAAACCUGUGUUCUACAAAUAUUCAUCCUAAUCUUUCACCUCAGAAUAUUUACAUCAACGAUCAUUUAACUGCGCACAAUAAGAUCCUUCUUGGGAAAGCUAAAAACAUGGCCAGAAAUGGAGAGUUAGCCUAUGUAUGGAGGGUGGUAAAGGAGGGAAAGAUUAUGGUUAGACAGAGGGAGGGUUCACCAGCAAAAAGAAUUUCAGAUGAUGAGGAUCUUUCGAAAUUCAUGAAAACUUAAUAACUUUGGUAUUUGUUUCAAUGACUAAAUAGCAGGAUAACCGAGAAUGAACUUGAAAAUAAAAUAAUAGCAAAAAAAGUAAAUAGACUCUCUUAUUAUUUC
Molecule: messenger RNA, 2031 nt
Organism: Nilaparvata lugens (brown planthopper)
Lineage: Eukaryota; Metazoa; Arthropoda; Insecta; Hemiptera; Delphacidae
Product: gastrula zinc finger protein XlCGF17.1-like
Exons: 5
Coding region: 181-1176 (331 amino acids)
Biological process (GO): regulation of transcription by RNA polymerase II
Cellular component (GO): nucleus
Molecular function (GO): DNA-binding transcription factor activity, RNA polymerase II-specific; RNA polymerase II transcription regulatory region sequence-specific DNA binding
Source: RefSeq, a predicted model, not a curated record